UACAGAUUGUUUACAACAAAUUCCAUAUCCCAAUGAGACAUGCAAAGAGUGAAAUACAGUACCGAUUUUUAAAAAAAAUAUUUGAUCCGCUUUAAGAGUUUUAGUUCUGAAUAAUUAAGAAAUAGAAGGGAACAUUGUAAAGAUUUUAAUAGUUUUACGACUCUGCUUUGACGAAUUUGUGCUUUAAAUUACACAUUAAUAAGUGACUAAAAUUUGAUCCUACAAUUAUAGAGAUCAAAAUGCUGUUACAAGAUACGAAAAUCCAAUUGGUAGUUUUCAAAAUUGCUAUAUUAGGAUUGUGUAUUGUAUCAGAUGCUCAUAUAUUAGUUUAUAACAGAAACACUAAUAAGCUAAUUGAAGAAUAUAAUGACAUGCCAGCAGCAUUUGGUCCUAGUUUACCAUCUAGUGGUCUUAAAUAUAUUGGUAAACAGACAAAUCCUUUUCAAGGUUGUACAAAAAUUGACCCAAUUAAUAAAGGACGCUAUGCAAGCAAUUCCCAAUUUGUUGCCAUUAUCGAAAGGGGUGGGGAUAAUUGUUCUUUCGAGUUGAAGGUGCGUAAUGCUCAAGAAGCACGUUAUGAUUGUGUUAUUGUUUAUAACAACAAAAGUGAUGAUUUAGAACAAAUGAGAGCUGAAAAUUCAACUGGUAUUUAUAUACCCUCUGUAUUUGUUGGCUAUACAACUGGCUUGAGUUUAAUACUCCAAUCUGCGGAUGUAAUUCUUGUUAUUAACGAUGAACCACCUUUUAAUAUUAACACUCAACUGAUUUUACCUUUUUCAAUUUUAAUCGGUCUUUGUUUUCUUGUUAUGAUAUUUUACAUGAUUUAUAAGUGCGUACGUGAGGAGCGGCGUGUCCGAAGAAAUCGUUUACCGAAACGCUUACUAAAAAAGCUGCCAAUUUUAAAAUACACUAAGAAUAGUGAUAUCGUCCAUGAUACGUGUGUUAUCUGCUUGGAUGAAUUUGUUGAGGGCGAUAAGUUGCGUGUAUUGCCAUGCAGGCAUCCAUAUCAUAGUCAUUGCAUUGACCCUUGGUUAACAGAAAAUCGUCGCGUUUGUCCCAUAUGUAAGCGAAAGGUUUUUACGAAAGGCACGGCGAGAUCAAAUCGGAAUCGACAGUCUUCAUUGGAUAGUGUAUCGGAUACAGAUGAUGACACAACUCCACUAUUACAACCAAGUGGUAACACAUCGACUGUUAGAACGGCAACAGAAGUUAUACCAACAACACGCCAUGGUACAUUUACGCGUGAGAGUAGUAAUACAACUGUCAGCACUAAUUAA
Molecule: messenger RNA, 1277 nt
Organism: Teleopsis dalmanni
Lineage: Eukaryota; Metazoa; Arthropoda; Insecta; Diptera; Diopsidae
Product: E3 ubiquitin-protein ligase RNF13-like
Exons: 7
Coding region: 240-1277 (345 amino acids)
Cellular component (GO): cytoplasm; nucleoplasm
Source: RefSeq, a predicted model, not a curated record